Schistosoma intercalatum is the source of this 860-nucleotide messenger RNA. Lineage: Eukaryota; Metazoa; Platyhelminthes; Trematoda; Strigeidida; Schistosomatidae. The record is from the annotation of a GenBank genome assembly.
AUUAGCUAAUUAGAUAAAGAUAAUUGAUUUAUUCAACUACUGAAAUAAGACAUUGUCUUUUGAACACCAGAUACUGCUUUGUUCGUACUUAGUCUAAUUAGGGCCGUUUGAGUUUGUCCGGCCUUCUGGACUAGCCUUUUGAAUUCAACCAGCUCAGCAAAGAUGGCUGAAGACAAGGGUAAACCAAAAGGUGCUAUGAAUGCUUAUGCAGCAUUCUUGCAAUCUAUGCGUGCCGACCAUAAGAAGAAACAUCCCAAUGUCACUCUAGAUUUCAAGGCUUUUUCAAAGGAGUGCUCAGAACAGUGGAAGAAUCUAUCGGCUAAAGAAAAAAAGAAGUUCAAGGAUAUAGCAGAGAAGGACAAAGAGCGUUAUCGAUGUGAGAUGGAACAUUAUGAACCUCCUGCCGAUGAAGGUCGCAGUAAGAAAAGGAAACGAGACCCUGAUGCACCCAAAAAGGCGCUGUCAGCAUUUUUCCUAUUUUGUAAUGAUGAACGACCUAAAGUCAAAUCAGAAAAUCCCGACUGGAAAGUCAGUGAGGUAGCUAAAGAACUAGGUAAAAGAUGGGAGCAUUGUAAAAACAAAGCUAAGUAUGAGAGCUUAGCUCAGGUAGAGAAGCAACGUUACGAGAAAGCGAUGCAAAAAUACAAAGCCGGCAAAAAGUCCAAGACAGAAGAUUCAGAGUCCGACGAUUAGUCCUUAAUAGUUUUAAAAACUAAUGUUUGACGUACAAUUGCUGUAUACAGAUGGUGUUAUUUUAUAUUGUUUACAGAUGUUUCUUUUUAAACCUAACGGGCCGUCCUGCAUUUGUAAAACGAUGGCUACUGUAACAUUUUUUAUCGAAUACACUGUUUAUAAGCUUU